Molecule: messenger RNA, 1779 nt
Organism: Musca vetustissima
Lineage: Eukaryota; Metazoa; Arthropoda; Insecta; Diptera; Muscidae
Product: paternally-expressed gene 3 protein-like
Exons: 6
Biological process (GO): positive regulation of transcription by RNA polymerase II
Cellular component (GO): RNA polymerase II transcription regulator complex
Molecular function (GO): transcription coactivator activity
Source: RefSeq, a predicted model, not a curated record
AAACUUUUCGUAGCUGCUUCUUUUGCUCUUUUGGCCUUGGCUGCCGCUGAUGUUAGCCAUUUGUCCAAUACCUAUUUGCCACCUGUUCAACAAACCUACUCGGCUCCUUCCAACGAAUACUUGCCUCCUGUACAAAGCACCUACUCUGCCCCCUCGGUCAGCUAUUCAGCUCCAGUGCAAACCACCUAUUCUGCUCCUGCUGUACAAACCACCUACUCUGCUCCAGCUGUUCAGUCUUUCUCCACCUACUCUGCCCCAACCAGUGAAUAUUUGCCUCCUGUCCAAAGCACUUACUCUGCUCCUUCUGUCAGCUACUCUGCUCCAGCUGUUCAAACCACCUACUCAGCUCCAGCUGUACAAGCCACCUAUUCUGCUCCAGCUGUCCAAACCACUUACUCUGCUCCCGCUGUCCAAGCUACCUACUCUGCUCCAGCUGUGCAAACCACCUACUCGGCUCCCGUCGCCACUUUCCAACAACAAUCGUACUCAUCUGGUAGCUAUUCCUCAGCUGGUGCUGAUGUUGGUACUCAAUAUGCUGCCAACGGUGGUUAUGUCUACAAGAAGAACAAGGACAAAUUUUGUUGUUAUAUUAAGAAUCAAGAAGGACAAAAUGUCAUGAUGUUAAGUCAAUGUAAACUUUUCGUAGCUGCUUCUUUUGCUCUUUUGGCCUUGGCUGCCGCUGAUGUUAGCCAUUUGUCCAAUACCUAUUUGCCACCUGUUCAACAAACCUACUCGGCUCCUUCCAACGAAUACUUGCCUCCUGUACAAAGCACCUACUCUGCCCCCUCGGUCAGCUAUUCAGCUCCAGUGCAAACCACCUAUUCUGCUCCUGCUGUACAAACCACCUACUCUGCUCCAGCUGUUCAGUCUUUCUCCACCUACUCUGCCCCAACCAGUGAAUAUUUGCCUCCUGUCCAAAGCACUUACUCUGCUCCUUCUGUCAGCUACUCUGCUCCAGCUGUUCAAACCACCUACUCAGCUCCAGCUGUACAAGCCACCUAUUCUGCUCCAGCUGUCCAAACCACUUACUCUGCUCCCGCUGUCCAAGCUACCUACUCUGCUCCAGCUGUGCAAACCACCUACUCUGCCCCAGCUGUUCAGACCACCUACUCUGCUCCCAGUGUAAGCUACUCUGCCCCAGCUGUUCAAGAAACCUACUCUGCCCCAGCUGUCCAAACCACCUACUCCGCUCCUUCUGUAAGCUACUCUGCUCCUGUUGUCCAACAAACCUACUCUGCCCCAGCUGUUCAAACCACCUACUCAGCUCCUGCUGUCCAACAAACCUACUCUGCCCCAGCUGUCCAAACCACCUACUCAGCUCCUGCUGUCCAACAAACUUACUCUGCCCCAGCUGUUCAAACCACCUACUCUGCUCCAGCUGUCCAACAAACCUACUCUGCUCCCAGUGUAAGCUACUCUGCCCCAGUUGUCCAACAAACCUACUCCGCUCCUUCUGUAAGCUACUCUGCUCCUGCUGUCCAACAAACCUACUCAGCUCCAGCAGUCCAAACCACCUAUUCCGCGCCUGCUGUCCAACAAACCUACUCUGCCCCAGCUGUUCAAACCACCUACUCUGCUCCAGUUGUUCAACAAACCUACUCUGCCCCAGCUGUUCAGACCACCUACUCCGCACCAGCUGUCCAGACCACCUACUCAGCUCCAGCUGUUCAACAAACCUACUCUGUCCCUACUGUAACUGAUACUCAAUACGCUGCCAAUGGUGGUUACAUUUACAAGAAGAAGUAAAUCGUCUGAAACUGUUAAACUAUUUAAUUUUAG